AUGACUGCAGGCAAUAUCCUUGAUAAUCUUCCCGCACCGGGAGUACCAUACUACACCCCAGCCCAGAGACCACCAUCCGGCACAGCAACCAUCGAAAACCCACCCAAGCUCUUCGACCCGCUGACAGUACGAGGCGUCACAUUCCAAAACCGCAUCUUCCUCGCACCACUAUGCCAAUACUCGGCGGAAAACGGGUACGCCACAGACUGGCACCUCACGCAUCUUGGCGGCAUCAUCCAGCGCGGACCCGGACUAGCCUUGAUGGAAUCGACCGCCGUCCAGAAAGAAGGUCGAAUCACACCACAGGACAUCGGACUAUGGGAAGACGGACAGAUUGAACCGCUGAAGCGCAUUAUCGACUUUGCGCACAGCCAAGACCAGAAAAUUGGUGUUCAACUCAGUCAUGCCGGUCGCAAGGCUAGUACCGUUGCGCCAUUUGUGUCUAUGAAUGCGACUGCGACGGCCGAUAUUGAUGGCUGGCCUGAGGAUGUUGUUGCGCCUUCUGCUGUCCCGUUCAAUGAUGUUUACCCGCAGCCGCGGGAGAUGAGUCUUGCUCAAAUCCAGGAAUUCAAGGAGGCGUUUGUUGCGGCGGCGGUGAGGGCUGUCAGAGCUGGGUUUGAUGUUGUUGAGAUCCACGCUGCGCAUGGGUAUCUCAUUCAUCAGUUUUUGAGUCCGAUUAGUAAUAGGCGGAUCGAUGCGUAUGGCGGCAGUUGGGAGAACAGGACGCGGUUGACGUUGGAGAUUGUUGAUUUGGUUCGGGCUGUGAUUCCGGGGACCAUGCCCUUGUUUGUACGCCUCAGUGCGACGGACUGGUUUGAUGAUAUGACUGAUGAGUUCCCUGAGAGUUGGACUGUUGCUGAUAGUGUCAAACUUGCUCCUAUCCUUGCAAGUCGCGGGGUUGACUUUUUGGAUGUCAGUUCUGGUGGGAUUCAUCCGCUUCAGGGAACGAGUAUCAAAUCUGGUCCUGGAUACCAGGCGCCAUUUGCGCUUGAGAUCAAAAGGGCUGUUGGUAAUAGCAUGAUUGUCUCUGCUGUUGGGGGUAUUCGGACUGCCGAGCUUGCGCAGAAGCUCAUUGAUGAUGGGUUGGAUGUGAUUAUGUGUGGGCGUUGGUUUCAGAAGAAUCCGGGCUUGGUGUAUUCAUUUGCUGACGACCUCGGGGUGGAUGUCAAGAUGGCGAAUCAGAUUGCUUGGGGAUUCAAAGGUCGAACGAAGAAGCAGAGAAGCGACUAG
Molecule: messenger RNA, 1230 nt
Organism: Penicillium nucicola
Lineage: Eukaryota; Fungi; Ascomycota; Eurotiomycetes; Eurotiales; Aspergillaceae
Product: NADH:flavin oxidoreductase/NADH oxidase
Exons: 1
Coding region: 1-1230 (409 amino acids)
Cellular component (GO): intracellular anatomical structure
Molecular function (GO): FMN binding; NADP binding; NADPH dehydrogenase activity
Source: RefSeq, a predicted model, not a curated record